AUGCCUCCAACAGACAGAGCGGUUGGAAGCACAAAACUUUCAGUCUUUGUACGUGUUCGACCUCUCGAUUUGAAUAAUCGAAACAAGGGAGAAUUUGAAUGUAUUAGUGUUGUUGAUAAUAAGAGACUUCUCCUCGUCGACCCCGACAAAUUUUCUGCAGACCCUUUAAGGCAAAAUAGGGCCCAGGAAAGAUCAUUUAAUUUUGACAGAGUUUUUGGCCCUACUUCUUCUGAAAUUGAUGUCCAAGAGGAAAUGAGGAGCAGUCAAGGAUUAAUUGACAAUCUUGUUCAGUUUGGGAGGAAUGGGACUGUGCUAGCUUAUGGACCUACAGGAACAGGCAAAACCCACACAAUGGUUGGAACAAGAGAAAGGCCUGGUUUAAUGACGCAAAUGACUCGAGCGUUAUAUUCGCGACUGGGAGAGAUGGGAGACCGAGAAACGAGAGUUUUUAUUUCUUUUAUGGACAAUCAUGGAAAUGUUCAAGUCCCAAGUUUGAGUAGAGUUCGCGCACCUAAUAGCAACAGAAUAUUGCAACUGUUACAGGAAGGGAAUAGUAGAAGAACACAAGAGGCAACAGGGGCUAAUGCAACUUCUUCCCGUUCACACGCACUUUUACAAAUUUCUCUCAUGCGUAAUGAGCGUGAACGAGGAAAAUUAUUUUUAAUUGAUCUUGCCGGUUCUGAGAGAGCUGCACAUACUCAAAAUCAAGGACAACGUUUGAAAGAAGGCGCAGCCAUUAACCGUUCUCUUUUAGCACUUGGCAACGUAAUUAAUGCUUUAAGUGCUGCUCAGAAUGGAAGGGGACGGGCUACUUUUGUUAAUUAUCGAGAUUCUAAAUUAACAAGAUUGUUAAAGGACUCGUUGGCAGGUGGAGCUGAUGGGGCAAAGACUGUCCUUAUAGCACAUGUUACUCCAUCAUCUGUUCAUUAUGAUGAAACUUUUAAUACUUUAACUUAUGCUACUCGCGCAUUAAGCAUCGACUUGAGGCAAUCACGUCCUCGACGUCCAGCAUCUGCUGACCGGUCCUAUUCUGAUGCGCUAGCAACUCUCCGGGCUGAAGCACAAAAGGCUGGAAGACUCGAAUUGGGAGGAGGGCAUAAUGCUUACAAUUCCACUGGACAUUUAGCCGAUGACUAUGUGCAAAGCCCCAAAAGGAGAGGAAAUGUCCCUAAUUAUGAUAAUAAUAGAAGGAGAAAUACCUCCCCUCCCUCAAAUUUACCCCUAGUAAUCCCUCCACUAGCUCUACACAAUACAAAUGUUACAAACACAACAACAAACAAAAGAAACACAAAUACACAACAACAAGCUGUAAAACUACCAAAAAUUGGGGGAACAUUGUUCGAUUCGUUGAGAGAGCAACAUUUGGCGAGUGCUGAAAGGCAACAGCGAUUAAGGCAAAAAAAUAAACUUGUUUGUAAAAACACAGAAAAAUACAACUUGUUUAGGAAAAAUACAAGGAAAAUAAACUUGUUUUACAAAAUUACAAUUUGUAAAAAUACAAAAAUAUACGUGUUUCUGAAAAUACAAAAAACACAGGAGAGAUUGUUGCGCGCGAAUACAGAAGCAUUCGAACUUGAGACACAAAAACAGACACGUAUCUCAAUUCUCGAAGCUUAUGAAGGCCAAAAGGAUGAAAACGAGAAGGAAGAUAAUCAAAUAAUUAAUUCUGGCGAACGUCUACAAAAGGCUGUGGAAAAAAUGCGUACAGAAUUGGGGGAAAUUGAGCGUCGACAUUCUGUGUUAAUGGAAAAUAGGCAUAAGUUGGAAGCAGCUUUGCGUAAAGGAGAACAGAACAUGCGUUCCAUUGAAACAAGAAUGAGAGCUCAGGCUAAAGAGCCACAACAAAUACAAGUAAUUGAAUUGCUUAGUGUUUUGGCUAAACAACAGGCAGAAAGAGCAGCAAUUCACUCCGAUUUUGCUAUUCAAAGUCGUCGACUACGACGACAGGAAAGUGCAUUUAAGCAGCUUAGGCGUUAUGAACGUGUUGCAGAUUUAUUAAUAGGUGUUGGAGGAGAGAAGGUUGAUGGAGGUAGUAAAUUGGAGAACGAUUUUUAA
Molecule: messenger RNA, 2055 nt
Organism: Meloidogyne enterolobii
Lineage: Eukaryota; Metazoa; Nematoda; Chromadorea; Rhabditida; Meloidogynidae
Source: the annotation of a GenBank genome assembly